CGACGUGGGGGAAGCCUCCGGUCCUGCUCGCUCGCCGCAGACGCCGCGCACUGCCAUGAGUCGCCGCCGCCGCCGAGUCUCCUCGGGCUCCGGGCACCCCGGCUGCUUCUCGCGGCGCCAGGAGCUUCGGUGACCGUCUAACUCCGCCGCCGCACCACCGAGGAAGAAGGAGGAGGAGCUGCAAGGCGGGCAGGAAGCAGGCGGCGGCGGCGGGGGUUCCGUCCACCCGUCCCCUGCGCCCCGCGGAGAUGCCCAAGCGGGGAUAGCAUGGCCCUGCGCCCCGGACGGCUCCUUCUGCGCCGCCGCCUCGUCGGGCUGCUGGCCGGCGUCGCCGCCAUGCUUCUGCUGCCGAUACUGCAGGCGGGCCGGAGCUGCCCGUCGUGCUUCUGCUUCGCCACACCGGACACCGUGCAGUGCCGCUACGUGCGCCUCCUCGAACCCCCCGACGAGCUGCCUCGGGUCGUGCACAACCUCUCCAUCGUCGGCGGCAACCUGACGGUGCUGCGCACGGCCGCCUUCGCCGGAGGAUGGGCCCGCGGCGAGCCCGCUCGGCCGCUAGGCAACUUGACGCUGCUGGUACUGACGCACAACCACAUCGAGACGCUGGAGGAGGCGGCCUUCGCCGGGCUGCCCGCCCUGGCCACGCUGGACCUAAGCCACAACCCGUUGUGCUCCGUGGCGCCGCGCGCCUUUGCCUCUUGCGCGCGAUUGCGCACGCUGCGCCUCAACCAGGCGCUGCUGGCGCCCGGGGCGCCGCCCUUCGCCGAGUUGUUGGACGGCGCGCUCUCGAACCUCAGCCUGGUGCGCCUGGAGCUGGCCGGCAACCGGCUGCGGCAGCUGCCGGCCCCCUGGGCCCUACCGCCGGGCUUGGAGGAGCUGGACUUGCGCAACAACUCCCUGCGGGCGCUACGCUCCGAGCCCCUGGACGGCUUGGCGGCGCUGGGCCGCGUGCGGCUGCUGCUGGACUCGAACCCACUGCACUGCGAUUGCGCCUCGCUGCGGCCCCUGCUGCUCUGGCUGCGCAACGCCACGUGGCGCGCGCCCGGGGUGCGCCGGCUGCGCUGCGCCUCGCCGCCGCAGCUGCGCGACCGGCUGCUGUGGCGCCUACGGCUUGUGCAGCUGGAAUGCCUCGACGGCGCGGACUGGGCGCUGCUGGAGCCCGGCGGCUCCGAGGAAGAGGAGAUGGAGACGGCCUCGUACGUCUUCUUCGGCAUCGUCCUGGCGCUCAUCGGCGUCGUCUUCCUCAUGGUGCUCUACCUCAACCGAAAGGGCAUCAAGCGGUGGCUUAGCAACCUCCGAGAAGCCUGCCGGGACCAGAUGGAGGGCUACCACUACCGCUAUGAGCAGGACAGCGACCCGCGACGGGCCAGCCCCGGAGACCUUUGAGGCAAGCCGUCAGCAGGCCUGGGAA
Molecule: messenger RNA, 1411 nt
Organism: Lacerta agilis (Sand lizard)
Lineage: Eukaryota; Metazoa; Chordata; Lepidosauria; Squamata; Lacertidae
Gene: TPBGL
Product: trophoblast glycoprotein like
Exons: 1
Coding region: 268-1386 (372 amino acids)
Biological process (GO): negative regulation of canonical Wnt signaling pathway
Cellular component (GO): plasma membrane
Molecular function (GO): protein binding
Source: RefSeq, a predicted model, not a curated record